AUGACCGCGAGGCUGGGACGAGUCUUUGUUGGUUUGUUUAGAACCAGUUAUGCUGUCACAACACACUACACGGUGAAACCCCGUGAAAAAGACCCUAGAUGGGAGGGAGUGGAGAUGGAAAGAUAUGCAGACGAGGCAGAUGUUGUAAUAGUUGGUGGAGGUCCAGCAGGAAUGUCCGCCGCCAUCCGCCUUAAACAGCUUGCUAAUCAGGCCGGGAAGGAAGAAUUUCGAGUUUGUGUUAUUGAAAAAUCCGCUACAGUUGGAGGUCAUAUAUUAUCAGGAGCCUGCCUGGAUCCUAAAGCUUUGAAUGAAUUGAUCCCUGAUUGGGCGGAGAAGAAAGCUCCUCUAAACACUCCAGUAACUGAAGACAAGUUUGCUAUUCUCACAAGCAAGGCCCGUAUCCCUGUGCCUAUCCUGCCUGGAUUUCCUAUGCACAAUCAUGGAAACUAUAUUGUCAGGAUGGGACAUUUUGUACAGUGGCUCGGAGAGCAGGCUGAGAGCUUGGGAGUUGAAAUAUAUCCUGGGUUUGCUGCCUCUGAGGUUCUCUACAACAAGGACGGUUCUGUAGCGGGAGUUGCCACCAACGACGUUGGAAUAGCCAAGGACGGAAGCCCGAAGGAGAGUUUUGAGCGCGGCAUGGAGUUCCGCGCCAAGUGUACAGUAUUCUCCGAGGGAUGUCGAGGACAUCUUAGCAAGGGGGUCAUGAAGAAGUUCGAUUUAAACAAAGAUAACCAGGAUCAGAUCUACGGAAUUGGAAUUAAAGAGCUUUGGCAGGUUGACCCUUCUAAACACAGGCCUGGUCGUAUAGAACACACAGUUGGAUGGCCGCUACCUGAUAUAAAAACAUACGGCGGGUCAUUCCUCUACCAUCUUCAAGAGGAUAACUUGGUCGCUGUUGGUUUUGUUAUUGGACUAGAUUAUUCUAAUCCAUAUUUACAUCCUUUUAAAACCUUCCAACAAUACAAAACUCAUCCUUCCAUAGCGCCAAUAUUCGAGGGUGGAACCAGAAUAGGAUACGGAGCAAGGGCCCUGAAUGAAGGUGGUGUACAAUCUAUACCUAAGCUGACCUUCCCGGGAGGUUGCCUAGUGGGCUGCGCUCCAGGGUUUAUGAACGUGCCUAAGAUUAAAGGAACCCACUACGCUAUGAAGAGUGCUAUGCUGGCUGCGGAGGCUAUUUGGGACAAAAUAGAAGCCGGAGACUCAAGCACUCUAGGUAUUGAACCUGCUGUAUAUGACUCAACUCUCCGCUCCUCCUGGAUAUAUGAUGAUCUACACUCAGUCAGAAAUGUAAAGCCUGCUUUCCAUAAAUUCGGUCUGUAUGGAGGACUCAUGUAUACUGGACUUUUCUAUAUUGUCGGACGCGGCAAAGAACCCUGGACUUUCAAACACGAGGGAUCUGAUCAUGCAAGCUUGAAACCUGCAGCAGAAUGUAAAGAACUUGAAUAUCCUAAACCUGAUAAUAAGCUUACCUUCGACCUUCUCUCCUCUGUCGCUCUUACAGGAACCAACCAUGAGGGUGACCAACCUGCUCACCUGACAUUGAUGGAUGAUACUGUGCCAGAAGCUCUCAACUUUGCUAAAUAUGCUGGACCUGAGGGCAGGUUUUGUCCCGCUGGAGUUUACGAGUACCAACCUAAUGACAAAGGAGAUAUGCAUUUGAUUAUAAACGCUCAGAAUUGUAUUCACUGCAAGACCUGCGACAUCAAGGAUCCAAGCCAGAAUAUCAACUGGGUUUGCCCUGAAGGGGGCGGUGGACCUGCAUAUGAUGGCAUGUAAAAGACGAGACUGAUCCCCACAAUAAGUUUCGACGCAAAUACGCUGCAAAAUGUCAACAAAUGCGUCGUUGUAAUCUUUAUUUAUUAGUUAACAUUUAAUAUUUAUACCUAAUUUUUAGAAAAUAUAUAAAAAAAAUUAAA
This is a messenger RNA of Eurytemora carolleeae, 1916 nucleotides long. RefSeq names its product electron transfer flavoprotein-ubiquinone oxidoreductase, mitochondrial (gene Etf-QO). The record is from RefSeq and is a predicted model, not a curated record. NCBI's taxonomy places the organism in Eukaryota, Metazoa, Arthropoda, Copepoda, Calanoida, Temoridae. The transcript is spliced from 19 exons. Bases 1 to 1776 code for a protein of 591 amino acids. Gene Ontology annotation, biological process: electron transport chain. Gene Ontology annotation, molecular function: iron-sulfur cluster binding; electron-transferring-flavoprotein dehydrogenase activity. Gene Ontology annotation, cellular component: mitochondrial inner membrane.